This is a messenger RNA of Lingula anatina, 3946 nucleotides long. RefSeq names its product meteorin-like protein. Lineage: Eukaryota; Metazoa; Brachiopoda; Lingulata; Lingulida; Lingulidae. Gene Ontology annotation, molecular function: hormone activity. The record is from RefSeq and is a predicted model, not a curated record.
UAUUUACAAGCAUGCAAAAGUUUGGCGCGUGUUGCAGGUCCUUAUCGCGAUGCCUUACGGGUGAGCGGGCGUAUUCAUAUGGUGAUUAGUGGAUGAAUGCGCCGACCAGAUUCUUUAACGACCCUGACGCAGGACAGGCUAGGGAAUUACUUUGCGUGUAUUUGGCAAUAUGGACGCACACGUAUGACAGAAUGGGAGUCACUGUCCAGGAACUGUGUUUUUUUCGCGUAUUGUGACGCAUGUUGUCAGUUUCACUACUAUUUACAUCGACCGAGCUGCUGUUGACGUGUAUUUUACAUUGUGUUCCAAAAAAUAUGUCUAACUUAACACAUCCACUAUGAAGGUUUACUGGUGUGUUGUAGACUUGGCCGUAGAGGCCGUACUACUGUUUCUUUUGACUUUGACUACCAAGUCGACGGGACAAGUUUCUCAUAAAGGACUAUGUGAUCAUACCAUCACUUCAGAUUUAAGCUUAUAUCAACAUGUGACUGAUAUCAGUGUAGACUGUGCUGAGGGACAUAUAGACUGGAGACAGCCAUAUGGGGCUCUAAGAAUCACUAUGACAGCCAGAAGGAAAAAGUCUCCAAUGAGAGCAUGCUUUUUGGCAUCAUCUAUUCACAGCAGAGUCAAGUUUUCCCUUGAAGGACCAAAAGGCUUACAGUAUAUUACAAUUCUCAAUAACACACAUUCUGACAUUAAAAAAGAAAUUUGUUUUGACUCAUACGAUUCAGUUGUUUUUUUCGUUGAAGUCGAACCUAACUCAAGGACUUCCAUUGCGGGAAAGCUACACAUAGAAUAUGAUAUCCAAAAAUUAUACAAUAAACUUACAGUCGACUCUAUGGAGGAGUGUCGACCAUGUACAGAUGAAGAAUUGUUAAAUGCGUAUUGCUCAAGUGAAUAUGUUGUGAUAGGUGCUAUGGAGAAGGUUGAAAAUAAUCAAGAACUGGAAGAAACAACCAUGCAUCUUCAACUUGCCAGUGUAGUUCGACAGAAAAUCACAAGGUUUAAGCGCCAAUCCUUUCAUGGGGACAUAAAAUAUACAGGCUCUGUGGUAGCGCCUUUAAAAUGUGGCAUCCGCCAUGGAGAAGGAGACUUUCUGUUCACAGGAAGAAUGCGUUUAGGAAAGUUGCGGUUGCAGUGUGCACCUUUACUAAAAGACUGGGAAAGGUUAAAACACCAAGCAAUAAAACAAGGAAUAUAUCCUUGUCGACUUGACUGACAAAGACGGAACAAGCAUCCCACUGUCCCAACAAAAAGGGGUGCUGUCUGCAAGAGAAGAGAUUAUGAAGUUUUCCAAAAGGACAAUAAGUGCCCCCCGGUUUUACGAUAAACCGACUGCUGACUGUGCUGAAGUAGAAUAUGAGAAAAUUGAUAUAUUGAAACACAAUGGGAAAAUUUAUCAGUCCCCUUUCAUGUGACCCAGUUGGACAUACUAAAUGAUCAUCAAGGGGGAAUUCAAUAUCACCACCCAGUGUUGGGUAAAAGCUAAAAUAUUGUCACCAUACGUCUUCAGGGAGGUGACAAAAAAAGACCAAAUUGUUCCUUGCUGUCAAGACCAGACAAAAAGAAUGCCGAAGAAAAAAUGAAAUUCCAUCAGCUUAUAAGAGGAUUCGGCUCUAAUGAGAAAAUGGACCUUAAAAAGUUGAAGAGGCCAUAGAAGAGCUCAUUGGGAGAUCCAGACGCCCAUAUUGUCCUUUUGAACAAAUAGUCCUUAAGAGAACAAAAGGCUGUUGUGAGCAACUGGCCAAGACUCCUCAUCUUCAAGAUUUUUGUUGACGGGAUAUUGCAACCGAAUCCCGCCAACAUAUUCAGUAAAUGGGAGAUCAAGCUGGUGGCCAAUAAGUUAUCAACACCACACAAAAGAUCGGACUAUUUUGAAAUAAGAAAUUUGUCUUUUAAUGACAUUUGAGAUCAAAUAUCCACUCUAAAAAUUGUCAAGUAAAAAGGUGCCAAAAUUGAGACUGAUUGAAAAUCCACUCCAACAUUCAAGUUGUUGACCUUGGUUGUGAGUUAUAGACUUCUCCUCUGAAGAUAAGAGGCAUUUUACUGCAUACUGGCAGGAUAAUUGUGCUGUAUAGACUUCUCAAUGAUGGGAACAAAGCAUUUUCCAAUACAUUUGUAUGAAUCAGAAUUUUUAUCUGCAUUUAUUAGCUUGUAGGGCCCCUGUAACAAGGGACCCAGCACUGAGGCUCUCCAAUCAGCUUGUCAUACUCAAACUGCCUUAUUUAUUACAAGUGGUCUGUGGUUUUGAAUUAGUGUGCCCAUUUCAUAUUUGACUGCAGCAAUUCCAGACAAAUAUGACAUAUGAAAUGUCAUAGUCACCUUUCUUUGGGGAUGUUGUGAUUGAUGUGUCUUUGAAUAUGUGUGCUUAGUUACCACUUGUGUGAGUAGUAAUAUGGAUCGGCAGUAAUUUGGGAUUGAUUGUGACCAGUGUUUGAGUUCUGACUGUCACUUGAAAUAACCCACCAUUUCUUAUUUGAUAAAUUUUGUGAUUCAUCCCUAAGGUGACCGUUUAGAGUAUGACACAAAUUUGAUUAGUCUUAUUGCAUUGGUGCUAUUUGCCUUGUAAAUAAUGUUGUAUAAAAUGCAAAAUGUUGUAAAUUGUACAUAAUCUGUAAAAUAUGUAAGAGGAUGUGUGAAAGCCCAACUGCUCUGAGUAGUGGGAAAAUAUUGAUACUAGUUAUGGUAGGAUUUGUCAUGAAAAUGAUACAUUCCGUUGAGAAGAUUUAUAGAAGCUCCAUACUUCUCAAAAGAUUCACUUUGAAUAAUUCCAUCACAUUUUCAUUACUUCAAAUAGAAAGCAAGCUUUUCCCAUGUAAACUUACGAGCACAAAUUAUGGCUACUACCUAAGUAAUAAUGAGAAAUUAUAAGUGCGUCUUUUUUUCCUUGUCUUUUUAAGUUAAACCAUGACCCAGUAAUGCUGGGUUUGAGACAGGUUGUUUUAGAAUUUUUAAAGAAUAAGCUCUAUGUUAUGCACCUAUCAAAAUUGAGAUAUGUGUCAACUUGUCAUGACAUUUGUGGUACUAAUAGCUUGAUUAUGCAGCAUUUGUGUGUCUGGGUUACUUGUGACUGCAAUUUGUCACUGAAAUGACUUUUGAACUUCGCUCAGUUUUAUUCCACAGCAGAAUUGAAAAUGCUCUUAGUAAGCUUUUUUUUUUUUUUUUUUUUCGUUGCACCAUUAUUGAUAGCAUAAUUCAGUUGUCAAAUUUACAUUGCAUUUAGAAAGCACUCCCUGCCAAAAUAGGCUAGUUGCAUUUAAAUGUUUGAGUGAUCUGCUGCCAGCGGUCCUUAGUUUCCUUUUCAUCUCUUUUUAAAUCUUUGUUGUAUGUUGUAUCUCAUCAAUAUAGUUGACAUUUUAUUGCAUUUAGAACAUUUCUAUUGCAUUAGAAUUUAUUCACUGCCAAAGUGGAAUUCUGUUGAAGUAUAUGGAGUUUAAGCACUUUUGCAUUUAACUUAGUAGUUCCCUGAUAAUUUUUAAGUACAAAUUAUUUUGCAUUUAAAUUAAUAGAUACAGUACCAAAAAGGGGUACUUUAUAAAUGUUUUACCACUGCAUGUCAUCAAAUUUUACCCUUCUUAAGAGUCAUUUUGACAACUAAAAACAUUCUCUUUAGUCUUGUGCAUCAAAGUGAGUCUUGUGAAUAUUUUGUUAAUGUUAUUUUGUCUUAAAUUUUAAUAAGUUUAGUGCUCCUUAUAAUACAAAGGCUCUUUCCCAGUCCUCAUUCAAUGAAGUUUGUCCCAAAUAAGUUACUUUAUUUUUUUGGCGAAAGAUUCCCAAUUAUGUUUUUGACUGUACAUGGAAAAAGAAUUUACAACACAAUAAGUCAUUAUAUAAAUUGGCAACAUUCAUUGUAUAUAAUCUUAUUUUUGUAUAAAGAUCACUUAAGUGAAUGGUGAAAUCCACAAAAUGUUAUACAGAAUUAAUGAUAAUAAAAAUAUUUAAAUUU